AAGUAGGCAACAAGAGAGGAGUAGACGGUGCAUUCGAAGGUACCCAGCUAGGCUACAUUUUGAGUGUUAUAUUUGGAUGAAACGCUCACUCAAUUCCUAUUCAAGAAUGAGGAAGCCUCAACUUUAGAUAUUUGUCUGGCUUUUCAUGACUAUUUCGGAACUAUUAUUAAUUGCCAACUCUUGGAGACAGCCGGCCUUCAUCACAUGAAUUAUCCAUCUCAGAGACGACAGCAUCCAUGGCCCUCUGGAAACCAGGCGUUUGACUGUGCAGUAGUUGUCUUGUUGCUGGCCUGUGUGUCCUGGCCACGGGGAGCUACGGAGGACCUCCGCAGUUUCAAGGAUCAGCUCAGUGACUGUCUGGGGGACAAGGAUUACCAGGAGCUUCUGGACAUCAGUAUCCAUGGCCUCCCCCCUGCCCAGAGCCCUCGGCACGUGGUGGUCGUGGGCGCCGGCAUGGCCGGCCUGACCGCUGCCAAACUGCUGCAGGACGCGGGACACAAGGUGACGGUGCUGGAAGCUAGUGGGAGGGUGGGCGGGAGGGUGGAGACCUACAGACACCAGACAGGGGGCUGGUAUGCUGAACUUGGAGCCAUGAGGAUUCCAAGCUUCCACCAGAUUGUGCUGUACUACGCCCAUGUUCUUGGCGUGGCAUUGCGUCAGUUUGUGAUGUAUGACCCCAACACCUUCUACCUGGUCAACGGGCAGCGUGUGAAGACCGACGCAGCGCGGAGAAACCCAGCCCUCCUCAAAUACAACAUCACCCGUAAGGGGAAGGCCCUGUCAGCUGAUCAGCUGCUGGAUCAGGCCUUAAAGACGAUAAAAGACGCAGUGAGACAUGAAGGAUGUGCGGCAACCUUUAAGAAAUAUGACCAGUAUUCUGUCAAGGGAUAUUUGGUUCAAGUGGCUAAUCUGAGUUCUGAGGAGGUGAGGAUGAUAGGAGACCUGCUGAAUGAGAACAGCUGGAUGUACACCGCCCUCACGGAGAUGCUCUACGAACAAGCAAAUCUCAACGACAACACUGAGUAUUUUGAGGUGGUUGGUGGCUCAGAUCGUCUCCCUCAAGCCUUGCAUAACGUCCUGGCUAAACCCGCCCAGCUGAACUCUCCGGUCAAACAAAUCACCCACUCAGACGCUGGUGUUGAUGUAUUUUACCUGAAGGGUGAAGACUCAGAUCCGACCAAGCUGUCUGCUGACGCAGUCCUGGUCACGACCACAGCCAAGGCAGCUCGCUUCUUAGAGUUUGUCCCCCGGCUGACCCCAGGAAAGAGGCAUGCACUGAGCAGCGUUCACUACGACAGCUCCACCAAGAUCAUCCUCACCUUCAGCCGAAGGUUCUGGGAGGAUGAUGGCAUCAAGGGGGGGAAGAGCAUCACAGACCGCCCCUCUCGCUUCAUCUACUACCCCAGCCACAAAUUCCCCAAUAACCCAGACAUCGGCGUGCUGCUGGCCUCCUACACCUGGUCUGACGACUCCCUAAUCUUCCAGGGCCUGGGGGAGGAGGAGCUGAAGGAGGUGGCCCUGAAGGACCUGGAGCUCAUCCACGGGGAGCAGGUCUGGGACCUGUGCACGGGGGUGGUGGUGAAGAAGUGGAGCUCUGACCCCUACAGCCUGGGAGCCUACGCCAUGUUCACUCCCUACCAGCAUACUGAUUACUCGUCUGAGCUCUUCCAGUCCCAGGGCAGGGUUCACUUCGCUGGAGAACACACCGGCUUCACUCACGGAUGGAUUGAAACAGCCAUCAAGACGGCCAUCAGAGCUGCCAAGAACAUCAACACCCAGCUUCAAGACAGCUUCAUGUCCACUGAUCGAGAAGAGCUCUGACUCAAACACCAAGCUUCAAGACAGCCUAUUGUCCAGCACUACAGAUCUCUGCCACCUACAGGAAUGCAAAUGUUAUAGACUAGCCAGGCACGUCAUUAAAUGCCCUCUCCAAGUCAUGUUACUUAACACAAUUAGCAACAGCCAAUGUGGCAACCUAAAAACUCAACCCUUCAAUAAAAUGGACCUAUGAUUAUUUAACAAAUGUCAAUUGUUAUUCAAAAUUGUGAUAAUUGUGAUGAAAAGAUUCCCAAAACUUUUCCCCGCCCAACUCCUUUUCACUUACCAACGUAUUGCGUGUGAUUACACCAGCCAGCUUCAAGUCCAUGUGGAACACAGUACCCUGAGUUCCCACCAGUCUUCAUAAUGAAUAACAGGCAGCAGUAGUUUACCACAGCGGCAUCGGCAGUAACGAGCCUGAGUGGCGCUGGCCCGCCCGCAUUACUCACAAGCCCACCAAGCCAAGUUUGAUUGAAAUUAAAAUACAUUUUCUUACAAAAAACCAAAACAAGACUGAGAUCAAAGAUUGAAAAUACCUCUUAGUUCUAUGUGACAAAGGGGUUAGUUAGUUGACUUCUUGCCCAGGUGCACAGAUUGGAGACGGGGUGGCCUGAUUUGACAAUAUCUGUAUUGGAAGAUCUUUCUUUCUAGUCCUUAUCAUUGAGUUUUGCCUCAGGUUUCAUUUACUAACUGAGGGUCUACCCUAAAACGGAUGUUCUAUUGAAACCUGUGAGUGUUCAUUCUGAACCACUAUUAUAAUUCAUUAUUAGUCAUCUUUACACUUGACCACCCAACUAAUCAGGUGAGACUGCUUAAACCAACCAUCAUCCAUACCGAGGAUGGUGCUCCAUGUUGCCAUGCGGGAGAUCUCCCCGAGGGUGUGUGGAGAUUUCUGGUUUAACCUGUGCACACUGAUUACUCAAUGGGCAACAGGUGUGCAGCCUCACCCAGCCCCCGAGUCGAAUCAGACUGGGCAGCCGAGGCUGCUUGGACUAGCCAUCAUCCACACACACUCCCACACUCUGCCUGCUACGUUAGUGGUUCUCAACCUUUCUGGGGCUGAGGCCCCCCCCCGCCCACCUUCCACUUUAUUCUCUCAUUACCACGGCUCCUAGUCCGAGUUUCGCAACACAUUUAUCGCAAAAGGUGUUGCAAAAUUCAAGGCGAUAGGUUCCUGACUCCACACCUCACACUUAUGCGGGGGAGCACAUUUGUGAAGUUAACGAUUCGUGAUGUUGUAAUCACCAAGGUGUUUAACUUGUAGAUGGACUCAAGAAAAAAAUAAAUCCAACGAGUCAAUGUUAUUAUUACAAGUUUGCAGCGGUCAUUGUAUUCAUGUAAAUUGGAAUUUGUGAUUGCAUGAAUUUGUGAAAAAAAUUUGUGUGACUUCACAUUCAAUAUCAACACGCAAGUAAAACAAAAUUCUACAAGCUC
Gadus morhua (Atlantic cod) is the source of this 3252-nucleotide messenger RNA. RefSeq names its product L-amino-acid oxidase-like. NCBI's taxonomy places the organism in Eukaryota, Metazoa, Chordata, Actinopteri, Gadiformes, Gadidae. Bases 205 to 1821 code for a protein of 538 amino acids. The record is from RefSeq and is a predicted model, not a curated record. Gene Ontology annotation, molecular function: L-amino-acid oxidase activity. Gene Ontology annotation, biological process: amino acid catabolic process. The transcript has 8 exons.